UCUUGGGGGCGGUGAUACACACCGGGCCGGACUCCUCCUCCGCUCCGCGGCGGCGAACAUGAUGCUGUUGGGAAAACUUGCGCAGCCGGUGUGCAGCCUAAGCAAGCUGCCGCCGCCGGGUGCCUGCAGACACUUCUGGGGAUGGCUGAAUGCUGUGUUCAACAAAGUGGACUACGAACGUAUACAAGCCGUUGGCCCCGACAGGGCAGCUUCAGAAUGGCUGUUGCGAUGUGGUGCCCUGGUGCGCUAUCAAGGCUAUCAGAAAUGGCAGCAGGACUACAACGGACUCCCAACGGGGCCCUUGGGGAAAUACAAGAUAGAAGCAAUUAAUGCCACUGACUCUUGCAUCAUGUACAGAGGAUUUGACUAUUUGGAUGGUCUUGAACAUGUUACAGAAAUCAAGCUGCAGAAGUGUAUUUACAUACAGGACGAGUGUCUGCAGAGGCUCAGCGAGACGAAGAAUCUACAGAAGAGUCUCCUCCAGCUGAAGAUAAUUUCCUGUGGGAAUGUCACAGAUAAAGGCAUCAUUGCACUUCACAAGCUGAUGAACCUUGAAUAUUUGUAUCUGAGUGACCUUCCUGGAAUAAGAGAGAAAGAAACCACUGUUCACAUCCUUCAGCAGGCACUGCCAAACCUAGAGCUGGAGCUGGAUUUGGAAUAAACACAAUUGCACGUAAUUGAGAUGUAUUUGAUUUCAUAGUAUUUAUCGUUAUCUUGCUUAAAUUAAGUUGUAGACGCUACUGUAUUUUCAGGUAUGGAAAUAAGCGCAGAUCUCCCAAUCCAGCCUGAAAAGCUGUAUGGAGUCUUUUAAGCAAUUAAGUUUUAUUAAGCUUAAACUAUAUGGUGAAUCAACAACAGAGAAGGUAGGCUUCUGUGCAUAGUCAUUUUUUUCCUGGUUUUAUAGGAAGCUGUUAAUACAUCAAUUAGAAGUGUUCAAAUAUUUUAUUGCACAGAAAUUCUGGUGCAAAAUGACAGUGGGAAGAACGUCAGCGUUGUGAAACAGCAGCGCUGUACGCUUCUAUUGCGUGUAGUUGAUGCUGUGGGAAUGAGAGCUGUUUACUCUCCGAGAAUCUCGCCCAGUCAAUGGGUGCCGAUUUAAUAAAAUAGCUUA
Molecule: messenger RNA, 1111 nt
Organism: Gymnogyps californianus (California condor)
Lineage: Eukaryota; Metazoa; Chordata; Aves; Accipitriformes; Cathartidae
Gene: DMAC2L
Product: distal membrane arm assembly component 2 like
Exons: 5
Coding region: 59-661 (200 amino acids)
Source: RefSeq, a predicted model, not a curated record